ACAUAAAUCUGGACCGAAAGAGAGCAACCGUGUAAUUGCGAACUUUUCUGCGCGAUGACAGAAGUGGCCAGUCCAGUUUCAUUUAUGGACUCAGAGCUGAUGUCCCAACCCGAGUCAGAUCAGAUGUCUCCAAUUGAACCCAAAUCUCCACCCCUGGACCUGAUUGAUACUGGGAAGGGCCUGAAGGUCCAGACGGCCACGCCCCAUCUGGUGAGCCUGGGCAGCGGGAGGCUGAGCGUGGCAAUCACCGUGCUGCCACUGAAAGAAGGGGUGACCCGCAUAGGCCGAGAAGAUGCCCCAAUUCCUCAAGAUAUCACUGUUCAGGGGCCUGGCAUCGAGGCAGAGCACUGUCUCAUCAUUAACGAAGGAGGGGUGGUGACGUUGGACCCCUGUGGUCACCUCUGCAGUCUGGAUGGAGUACAGGUCACUGUUCCCACACCACUCACACAAGGUUACUCAUUGUGUCUGGGUAAGAGCUAUUUCUUCCGGUUCAACCAUCCCGAGGAGGCAAGCAGAAUGAAAAGCAUGCUUCCACAAAAGAGCCCUGUGUCAGCUUUAGCCUACAAUACAGACUACCUGAAGUUUAGCAGUGACUAUAGCCAUGCUGUGGUUGGUGGGACCAGCAGUGCGAGGGGCAUGCGUUCAGCCUCCGAACUCCGGGAUUUGAUGGACACCCUGCAGCGUAAGAAGAUUGCCCUGGAGAACAGCCUGAGAGCCAACGGGAAUGCUAACCCCUCCUACUUCAGCAUGACACAGUCUCCCCCCAGUACACCUAUUGCAUCACCUGGCACAUCCUCAUCAGCCUAUCAAGAACAGGCAAGACGUUUCUAUGGCACAGAUCGUCCCCCCAUGUCAAUGAAAUCCAAUCCCCCUCUUUCCUCUUCCCGACGAUCGGACCCUUCCUCUUCUAUGGGCUCCCGCACGUCCAUUGGUCGCAAUCAGGACAACUUCGGCAUCAGUGAUAGCCGACGGCUGCACAACCCGGGCUCCACUCCUUUACUGUCCACAUGGAAUGGCGGAGGCUCCUCCACAUCUGUUGCUGGUAGUGAUAGCUUUCUCCUCUCUCUUCCUCCCCCAUCCUCUUCAUCCCGCACUCCAUCAGCAGGAGGCGCAACUAGUAUGCCUUCAAGCCCCCGUCUUGGACGCCGUAGCUUUGGCAAUCCAGAGCCAUCACCAAGCAGUCGAACCAGGAAAUACUCGGCAGGCUCACUGAGUGGGAUGAUGUCAGGAGGACAUAGCCGGUCACUGCCACGCCUCUGCCCCUCCCCAUCUCCUCGUGACAACAACAAUGGACUGUUGACCUUGUCAACGUUGCCACCGCGUCGGUCAGACAUUUCUGGGUCUUACAAACAUAGCAAAGACCAUUAUAACAACAACAGCCUAAAUGCCAGCCCUGACAUCAACCACAACUCCAGUAACUCUAGCCAGCAGUCCUCCAACAGGAAUCAAAUCCAGGCCACAUCUCAGGGAGAAGGUGUUGUGUCUAUCUCCCUCUCCUCUCCUAAGAUAAUGUCCUCCACCACCAACCCUAUCUCCUCCACAACUGCCCCACCUGAUGUGACUAUCCCAUCCAGGGCGGGGGGCUCCACUUCCCCUCGUGUGGCCAAAAAACUCAGCUUGACUUCCACAAGUUCAGUGGGCUCUAUCAGCUCCACAAAUUCCAGCCCUCCAGAACUGGAGAGGCUGGCCAGCCGUGGUUUCUCCACAGGAAUGGAGCUGUCUUUUGGGGAGAGGGAGAGGCGUGAGGUAGGCCUUGAACUCACUGGUUCCUCAGGGCUUGGACUUGGAGAAAGGAGGUCUUCAUUUGGGAAGGCAGGACUAGAAUCUGGGAUAGGCCUUGGGGAGAGAAGGCAGUCAUUUGGAAAAGCUGGAGUGACCCCACCAGGGGGUUUCAGGGAAAGAAGGGGGAGUAUCAGCUCGCUGAGUGGGAAGGAGGAACUGACUGACUACCACCAUCGCCAAAAAGAGGAGAGACUCCGUGAGCAGGAGGUGGAGAGACUGGAACGACAGCGUCUAGAGACCAUCUUGUCUUUGUGUACGGAGCUGGGCCGGACUGAGAGGGAUGGAGGCGACAUGACUACAAGUCCCACAUCUGCUGUGGCGGACCUCCAAAAGAUCAACCAGGAGCUUGAGAAACUCCAACUGAAUGACGACGAUGAUGACACACCAUCUGUCUUUUCUGACUCUUCAGUUCUUAAUGGAAUGACAGGAAAUGGACACCUGACCUCACCUGGAUCAGAGUAUGGUUACUAUGAAGACGAUCUACAGGUACGACGGAGGCUCAGCAGCGGUACCCGAGACAACAGGGCAGAGUCACCUGCUGUCAGCCUGCGAAGCUUCGCCCCCUCACCUUCUCCACGUACACAGAGGACCAAUGAGGCAUUUGACGAUGCAAUUCGUCGCCACAGACAGGAUGUGAGGCCUUCAGAGGAGGAAGUGAGGCGUGUGGAAGAGGACAGGAUUCAGGUGCUAAACAACAUGGAGGAGCUGGAGCAAAAGAUUAAAGAGCUGGACAACCAAGUGGAGGAAUCUGCCCGAGAGGUGGAGGUUGAGCGAGCUCUGGUGGAUGCUGAGCAGGAGUCGGAGGUAGCUGCUCUCCAACAGGAAAAAGAAGCUCUGGAAGCACUUCACAGCAAGAUAGCUGACCUAGAGACCAAGUCCAAGCAGGAAAAAGAAAAGGCGUGUGAGUUGCUGCAAGCAGAAAGGGGCAGAGUAGAGAGGUUGGCUCAGAUUGUGUGUGAGCAGCGCUCCCAGCUGGACAGCUGCCCUGAGGCCACCAAGGAGCCCCUGCAGGAGCAGCUAGCCAGGGACUGUGAAGUACUCGAGGCAGAGACAAAGCGGUUUGAGGACUUGGAGUUCCAGCAGCUGGAGAGAGAGAGCCGGCAGGAUGAAGAGAAGGAGACCCAUACACAGCAGCUUCUUCGGGAGAUUGCUGACUACCAGCGGAGCACUGUCACUCGCAAGGAGCGACUGUUGACUCUGAAGAAGCAGGCAGCACAGAUCACCCAGCAGGCUCAUCGAGAGAAGGAUAGCUUCUUGAAGGAGAGGGGCACCCUCGAAGCAAUGAUGCAAAGGGAGAAAGAACAACUUGCCACACUGGAAAGAAAAUAUGCCGAUCUCACUGGUGGCCGGGGCUUCACUCUAAGAGAGGAUUCAGCCUCUCUGGCUGAUGUGUGUCAGUCUUUUAGCAGUGGUUGCCGAGACACCAUGUCUACCACAAUUUCUCCUCCUCCAAUCAACUUCUGCGCCCUUUCUUCCAUCCUUUCCUCUGUUUUUCUCAAAAAUGCUGAGGGCUAUGUCACAGUCAGUGAAAUCAAUGAGCUUUACUCACAGCUUGGGGGAGACCCUAAACCCGCCAAUGUCUCUACUGAAUCCGAUGCAAACCCCUCCAGGGACGACGACACCUGCAAACCAGCAGAGGAUGAGCUCUGUCAUUCUUCCUCACUUGCCGACUGUCACUACUCUUCCUCCACUUCUUCUUCAUCCCAUCUUAAUUCCUGCCCCCUUCCCAAAACACCCUCUGUGCAUUGGCCAGAGAACAUGGUGACAUAUCGAGACCCUUCCCCCCUCCCUGACUCUCCCCCACCCCCCCUUCCUGUCAAAAAACACCAUCACCGACACAGGCAGCAUUUCCGUUUGCUGGAGGAGAGGAGGAGGUCUGAGAAAGAAGGUGGAUGCCAUCUAAGUGACACUUUACCCAGGAAGAAAACCACACCCACCAUGACCCCCCAGUUCACAUGUGCAACACUUGGACGCAGCUUCCCUUCCAAGUCUCAUCAGCCCUUGGUACAGAGCACAAGUUGUGGCAGCAUUCUUCCCAGAAUUUUCUCCUUAUCCAGCAAGGAAACAGAAACUCGACGUCUGUAUAAAGGUCAGUCUAGCUCCCGAGCGGCUUCCCAGACCAAUGUCUACCUCGAUGCCUUCGGGUACCGUGACAACCAGGCCUUUGACACAAUGAGUGUGGAUAGUACGGACUCCAUUGAAACCAGCAUCUCUGCAUGCUCUCCUGACAAUGUUUCCAGUGCCAGUACUUCCAAUGCGGCCAAGCUUGAAGAGAUGGAGCGUCUACUUAGAGAAGCCCAAAUGGAGAAGAGUCGGCUCCUUGAAAACAAGGAGCAAGAGAUGGAAAUACGAAAGCAGGCGCUGGAGGAAGAGAAGAAAAGAAGGGAGGAUCUGGAGAAAAGGCUACAAGAGGAGACCAGCAGACGCCAGAAACUCAUCGACCGUGAGGUGAAACUACGAGAGAAACAGAGGGCACAGUCCCGGCCACUUACACGAUACCUACCCGUGCGCAAGGAUGACUUUGACCUACGGGCUCACAUUGAGUCGGCAGGCCACAGCACAGACACAUGCUUCCACUUGUCCAUCUCUGAAAAGACCUGCAGAGGCUACCUGAUCAAGAUGGGAGGCAAGAUCAAAACCUGGAAGAAGCGCUGGUUCGUCUUUGACCGCAACCGACGCACACUCUCGUAUUAUGCAGACAAGCAUGAAGCCAAGCUGAAAGGAGUGAUCUACUUCCAAGCUAUUGAAGAAGUGUAUUACGACCAUUUGAAGAAUGCACAUAAGAGCCCAAACCCCUGCCUGACCUUCAGUGUGAAGACUCACGACAGGGUCUACUACAUGGUUGCUCCCUCUCCUGAGGCCAUGAGGAUCUGGAUGGAUGUAAUCGUCACAGGUGCUGAGGGAUACACACAGUUUAUGGUGUAGUGAAAGGGUGGUGGUUGCAGGAUUUGCUAGCGUGCAGCGGCUGCCAGGAUAAGACUCCGAUCCUGUCUUUGUGGCUUUAAAGACUGAGUUAUAUUGUUUUGUUUUUUGUUUUUUAAUCCUUGGAUUUCUGUGUCUGGAUGGAUAAAUAUACAUGGUGAAGGAUUAAAACAUGUUCAGUUGUGGAGAGACAGCAGCCUUGAAUUACUCACUGUCAUUCUUAAACAUUUGACCUGCUUCAUUUGCAAAAUGGACAGGGUUUACAAUCUUAUGUGCAACAUUUCAUGUGAAAUUGAUGGCAGAUACAAUAUAAUAAUUUUAGCAUUUUUAGGAAAUUUGGUCCCAGAAUAGUCUUAAGUGAGCUGUGGUCUGCUGUUGUGCCUUGAGAUGAGCUCAGGUGUAUUUCUAGGUUUUGCUGAAGUGUACAGGACAUAAAUGUUUCAUAGAUGCUUACCUGACUUUACUCUAAGUACUUUAGUAGUUUAUUACAAGUGCAACCUGUGACUCAACAGCUCCUUUUUAGCCAUGCAAUGCUUUUUACAAUAGAUUUUUUUUAUCUGAGAUACCAUUGAAAGAUAAUGUAGAGUCAACCAGUUUGAGUUCUAUAUUGUGUUAUUGUCAACAUCAUCAUCUAGGAAAACAUAGUGAAACAGUAGUUAUGUUAAGAAGUCCCAUACGAGCCUUAACGACUCUAGUGUGUAAUUCAUGAACUUGACAUCAAUUUCACCAUAUGUUUAAUCAAUUUAAGACCAUUUUAAAGUGUGUUUUAGUCAUUUUUAGAACUUUUUACAUGUACAUAAAUAAUGCGUAUUGAUUUAUUAAAACAUAGUUAAGCACAUGUAUUUUAAUUUCCAACUUUAUUUGAAUCAUGAUUUAAUUUCAUGUUCCUCAGGUCUUAACAGAGUGCAUGAAUGUUCAUGCAUGCACUAUGUGUUAAUUUAUACACAUGUGCUCAGAAGUGCCUCUUUCGUGUGUGUAUUGUAUGUACACCGAUUACAGUGUGAGCUUGUAAUGUAGCUCCAAGGUGCUAUUAUUAAAUAUUGAAUGACAGUAAUAUUUCAAGCCACACUGUCACAUAAAAGAUUUAAAUUGGGGUGAAAUAUAUACUCCACAUGUUUAUCAUCAUAUUGCUUGAAAGUAGUGUCACCACAGGCUCAGAAAAUAAAGCUCAACCAGCUGUUUGAACUAAAGUGUCAGGCCACUUGUUCUCAUGUAAAAGGAUGGGCGAAAGGAAUAAUGACUGUUACUGAGGCACACGAUUGUGAUAUUUGUACAUUUUGUUUCAAAGUUGUAGUUAAUUAUAAAAUACAAAUUUAUAGUCCAUUGUCAACUUCAGAAUCCUCUUUGUGCCUUUUUUAUUAUCAUAACUGUGUGACAGUAUUUUGACAUGCAUAUUAUAUAUAUUUGUAAGAGCUAUAUGUAUCUCUAUACUCACAGCCAAUCUAAUGUGGAAAUAUGUUCCUGUGUAGUUUUGUAUGAAAGACCAGUAGUGUUAAAUGGUCUUUUAAGAUGUCAGGUUGGCACACUAUGGUACAUUUACACAUUUAACAGGCAUUUAGACAUUAAAACAGACUGAUUAUUGUGCUGCUGAUUAUUAUAUUUUAGUCCAAUAGCUUUCAUUGCAUUGCUAUUAUUACCACAAGUGUAGUGUUUUACUAUUCCACAUUGAUCACUAAAUUAUAUUAUAUUGAAUAUCAUACUCCAUAAUACAUAAUAAUAUUUCAGCCCACUGAUCUUGUCUCUUGGAAUUGCUUUUUGUUUUGUUGUAUUGACCAAAGUACAUGUACAUGUGUUUCAAUGUAUAUGUGGUUUAUUUGCUUUGAUUUCUUUUUGCUGAAUAAAAUAAGAUCAAAAUGAUGUGUUUCUACAUGACA
This is a messenger RNA of Scomber scombrus (Atlantic mackerel), 6578 nucleotides long. It is a transcript of the gene phldb2b, whose product is annotated as pleckstrin homology-like domain, family B, member 2b. The transcript is spliced from 26 exons. The coding region runs from base 55 to 4707 and encodes 1550 amino acids. The record is from RefSeq and is a predicted model, not a curated record. Gene Ontology annotation, cellular component: basal cortex. Lineage: Eukaryota; Metazoa; Chordata; Actinopteri; Scombriformes; Scombridae. Gene Ontology annotation, molecular function: protein binding. Gene Ontology annotation, biological process: regulation of microtubule cytoskeleton organization.